Molecule: messenger RNA, 2020 nt
Organism: Rhinichthys klamathensis goyatoka
Lineage: Eukaryota; Metazoa; Chordata; Actinopteri; Cypriniformes; Leuciscidae
Gene: rab15
Product: RAB15, member RAS oncogene family
Exons: 7
Coding region: 269-907 (212 amino acids)
Biological process (GO): Rab protein signal transduction
Molecular function (GO): GTPase activity; GTP binding
Source: RefSeq, a predicted model, not a curated record
AUGCUGUGUGUGUGCCCGUUAUCUCCACCCAUUUCCUGAGGUGUGAAGGAUGUCGGUGAAACGUACAGAGAGCAUAGCUACUGUAGCCCACCGCACCCACCACAGACAGCAGCGUUACUGACUGAUUUCUGCUUACAUCGACUACUGCUUUAUCUACACAGUCAUUCGGCACGGACCGGUUGAUGGAAAAGGCGAGAAGAUGAUACUUUGAAGAGGGUGGACAUGGAAACCCGACGCUGAGUUCCUUUAAUUGUGACCAUAAGACACCAUGGCCAAACAGUAUGAUGUGCUGUUUAGACUCCUGCUUCUCGGAGACUCCGGUGUCGGCAAAACCUGUUUAUUAUGCAGAUUCACGGACAAUGAAUUUCAUCCCUCUCACAUUUCCACCAUCGGUGUUGAUUUCAAAAUGAAGACCUUAGAAAUAGAUGGCAUUAAAGUACGAAUACAAAUAUGGGACACAGCAGGUCAGGAGAGAUAUCAGACCAUCACUAAGCAGUACUACAGAAGAGCACAGGGCAUUUUUCUGGUGUAUGACAUCACAAGCGAGCGCUCGUUCCAGCACAUCAUGAAGUGGGCCAGUGAUGUAGAUGAGUACGCCCCUGAGAAGGUGCAGAAGAUACUUGUUGGGAACAAGUCUGAUGAAGAACAGAAGAGACAAGUAGCUACAGAACAGGGAGAUAAGCUUGCCAAGGCUUAUGGAAUGGACUUUUUUGAGACAAGUGCCUUUACCAACCACAACAUUACAGAGUCUUUCACCCGAUUGGCUGAAUUAGUCUUACAAGCCAAUAAGAAGGAUCUUGAUUUAUUGGGAGGAUCCAUGAAUGAGGAGUUCAAUCUGGCUGUUUUGGAGGAGCAGGAAGGAUUGUGUAAUGGUAGCGACAACACCAGUAAGCCCUGCUGGUGCUGAGGACAGGAAGUGACAUUUUUCAGUUGAUUUCCAUAUUUAUGUUGCAUUUACAUUUUGAAUAUUUUUUCAGUUUAAGAAAAGACGAUCAAAAGGGCACUUUAGUGCAACUGUACAUUAUUUAAUUAGGCUCAUUCAAACACAUUUAGAGACACUCUUAAGUUAUCUUAUAUAUAAAGAACAGGUUGAUUUAAGUGUGAGGAAGCAUUGACAGGAUGCUUUAUUUAACAUGGUUUUGUGGCUGGAACGUCCAUGUUAACAUGUAAUAUUCAUUCUUUUGUUAUGCUAUGGGAUUCAUGUGAAUAUUUCGAGAAUUGAUUUGGCUUUCUAUAAAAUUCUCUAAAGCCUUGAAUGCACCUACUUGACCUUCAUUGAAUGCUCUUUCAAGGUAAUAAAUUUAUUCUUGAGUGAUGAAUUGAUGAAGCUAGAGUUUCUCAUGUCAGUGUAACAAUAUAAGCUUCUUUUCUGUAAAAACAUUGUCACUAAACUUGCUGCUUACAGUUCUGGUCCACUGUGAUUGCAAAUGAAUGCAAGGGUUUUUAUCUCAUUUAUCUGAGGUUAUUGUACUAAAAUAUUAUCAUUUAAUGUGGUAUUUAUACCGAUAUUGCAUCAAGCUCUUUUUUGUUAUUAAUAAUCACUAUUUAGCUGAUUAGAAUAGUUGGAAUGUUUCAACUUUUACUCUAUAAAUGAUUCUUGAAAUGCUAAAGUUGAACUGAUCUCAGCACACCGAACAAUAUUUUUUAUCCUACUUUAAUUAACGUCUCACCCAUCCCAACUUGUAUGAAAUGUAUCCAGAAUGAACCGUUGGGAUUCCCAGCAUUAAUGCUGGGGUGAGUCGCUGCAAUGACAUGGGUUGUAUUGCUAAUGAUUCAAUGUAUAUAUUACACUAUUGAAGCAUUUAUAUGUGCAAGUGGUAUUGUACUAAUGUUGAUUUAAACGAACUCUUGAAUAAUGCUGAUAUGUUUACCUGUGCUAUCUGAGAACUUGUUUCAUGAAAUAUGUCAACAAAACAAUUAGAGAAAUUUAAAUACGUAUGUGGUUAUUUAUUACACUGUAAUGUUGUGAUUCUGUUUUGGGGGGGUCAAAUAUUUACGAAUAAACAUUUAAUUAUGAAAA